GCCAUCCGCUGUAUUGCUUUAUGUCGCUAAUUUGCUGUGCUCAAAUGUGUCGCUUUUUUGUUGCCACUCAAAUAGUAGAAAAACAAAUAUUUGUGAGAUGAAAAAGAAAAAUGCCUCUAUCCGCCUGCCCCCUCCCCACUCUCGGCCACCGUGCCCACGCUUUCACUGCGGCUGCAUAUGGUCGGGCAUUGCAGGAACCAUAGGGUGCGCCAAUUUGCGACAUAAUCAGGCGUGCCCGCGUGACACACUGAUACGGAAAAAAAGCUUUCUCCCGCCAUCUUAUCACUGCUGUUCGCACGCACCAACCAGGUCGAUCAGCCUGUGCAGCCCCACCAGAUAGCAUGCAUCGCUGCCCUGGCCAGGAGUCCACCGCGAAUGGGCAAAAUCAAUCGCUCGCAUGUCCAGCAUCCCAUCCACCCCGUCAUCCGCCAGGAACCUCUGGUACCGCUCCGCAUCCGCCUCAUACACAAACAGCAAUGAGCUCGCAUACAUCCGCGCCUCCAUACCCUCCACCACCCGCAGAUAGUCCUGCAGCUCCAGCACAAACUGCCGCACAAUAUACCUGCGGAACUCCUCCGACACUUCACCGGCUGCCGGCAAAGAACUCUUUAAACGCUUCACUGAUUGUUUGGUCCGUCAGCCCGCGACACCAGUCACGGUCUGCCGGCGCCCGCCCGGCCACCGCCAUACCGCAAACCCGCACCCCCAGCGACGCCGUGGUCGUCUGCUGCGCCUUCUUCUCCAUCCUCUUGCUUCUUCUCCUCCGUCGCAUCGUCAUCAUGGAGCCGCGUGCCCACCUUCACGUCCAUCACGCAUGCCCGCGCGAACCCGCUCGUCACGUUUUCCAUGCAAACAUACUACACAAUAGAGGACAGGUUUAGUGCGCUGCAGUGUGUUCCUGUGACCGUAUCUAUUCACCUACCAUUUCGCCGGCCGCUCCCCCAUCUGUGCUGGUGCGCUGCAGUGUGCCGUAGUAUUCGGGCAUGAAGCUUUUGAACUCUCCGCUGGC
Linderina pennispora is the source of this 1009-nucleotide messenger RNA. RefSeq lists its product as uncharacterized. The record is from RefSeq and is a predicted model, not a curated record. NCBI's taxonomy places the organism in Eukaryota, Fungi, Kickxellomycota, Kickxellomycetes, Kickxellales, Kickxellaceae. Bases 342 to 881 code for a protein of 179 amino acids. The transcript has a single exon.